Ornithodoros turicata is the source of this 2370-nucleotide messenger RNA. RefSeq names its product neprilysin-like. Gene Ontology annotation, biological process: protein processing. Gene Ontology annotation, molecular function: metalloendopeptidase activity. The coding region runs from base 87 to 2300 and encodes 737 amino acids. The transcript has a single exon. NCBI's taxonomy places the organism in Eukaryota, Metazoa, Arthropoda, Arachnida, Ixodida, Argasidae. The record is from RefSeq and is a predicted model, not a curated record. Gene Ontology annotation, cellular component: plasma membrane.
UUGUACCGUGAUCACAACUGGCGUUCCUGUGGCAUUCGAGAUUGACUACAUCAAGUGUUCACUACGUCUUCAGCCUAUACUGAGGUAUGCCCAUAACGGGACAUCCCAGAAGCACACGCCUCAAGUAUACGGACCAUGAAACAACCGGCUACCCACAAGGCAGGUCCAACAAAGCUCCCACCACUACCACCAGGUCCACCCAGGGAACUGGCGACCUAAGGCGUUCGUAUAAUCGCGCUCGUGCCGCAUUGCGCAAUGACGUGAAGGUUAUCUACAUCAAGGUUGCAUUCUACGUGCUGCUGUACUACGGCUUUGUCGUGGGCGUUCGUAUCGUGACCAACUUUGCGUUUCCGGAAUGCAUCAACCCUGUGACAUGCGUCGAUCUGGAUACGGAGCUAGCUGUCAGCAUGAGACCCGAACUCGACCCCUGCGAAAAUUUUUACGAUUUCGUCUGUGGCCAUUGGAAAGCAAACUACCCACGAAGUCCCAACCAGUUCGAUCUUUUACAGAAGCGACUAGACACCCUUCUCUUAGAGGACAUUUCAAAGAACUUAGAUCCUGACUCGGUGAUCGGAAAGAUGGGUAUCGGACUCCAGAAAUGCAUGGACGUGGUCUUCAAGAAAGAGAAUAACAACGAUGUAUUGAGUAAGUUCUUUGAUAGCCACAAAAUGAAAUGGCCGACCCGUCAGACCAUGCCUCUGGAAGACCUGCUUGACUUGCUGGUGGGUUUGUCGCUGGAGGACUUCGUGGGCAUCUUUUUCCAACUAGACGAUGCCCCGUACUUAAGAACAGAUGACAGGUACGUAGUGAUGGUCGUAGCGGGCAACGCAGCACCAUAUCUGACUGCCAACCCCAUCGGCAUUAUGUCUAGGUGCAUGAAUUCCUUCCGUGAAACGUCACACAGAGUUGCCGAGAGGGUGGCCGAGAUAGAAAAAGAUUUUAUCGCUAUAUCAUGGACGCACCGUCCGUACGACGAUAUUCCCCAUUUCGAUACGUACGCGACAUUGGACAAGAUCACCGGUCCUCGUCUGAAUGGGUCCGCGUGGUUGAAAGCUAUUAACAGUCGCCUUCCAAGAGGUACUGCUUUUACCAGAGACGACGAGCUGUUCUUCAAGGACAGAUACGCUCUGACUGCCUUCAAGGACAUGGUCGCGAAAUACGACGUGUCCGACCUUUUGCUGUUCAUCGGGUGGAGAAUUGUAUUCUUUCUGUCAUCUGCCGUGUCCUACAACCUAGUCUCAUGCCAGUUGGGGAAUGCGCAUUGGCGCUUUUAUUUUGUCAGGAGCUUUGGUCGCUGCAAGUGGUUCCUCAAGGUUGUGGCACCCUACGCCAUAUUGCACUUAGAACUGGACAGUGUCGUGCAGUCGCCUGCGCUUGCGUACGUAGAUGACCUGGCUGGAAGUCUACGUACCACAUACGAAACCGCCUUCAACCAUUCCUGGAUGGAUGAAACCAGCUCACGUGGUGCAGUUACUCGGCUGAGAGCCAUCAAGCAAGUAGUCGGAUGGCCGGAACAUUUGCGAACUGGCAGGGACCUUGAAAAAUAUUACUCCCACGUCCCGCGCUUUCAUGACCGCCCGUUCAUCGAGUCCCUGUUAGACUCCUACAGGGCCAAAACUAUAGUGGCCCGAAAACUCUUUGCCCUCGGCUCGUCUAUGAUUCGCCGCGAGGAGGACUAUGAACUUUCGCAGUUGACCGCGAACGCCGUCUACGUCAGCGUCUUCCACUUGAUCGUGAUUCCAGCAUCGAUCCUCCUGCCACCUUUCUUACAAGUGGGUGAGGCAGACGCUCUCAAUUUCGGUUCUCUGGGCAAAAUCCUGGGCCAUGAAUUCAUGCACGCCUUCGACCCCAACUGGGCCCGUGUCAGCAAAAGCGGUGACAUUCUUCGCUGGUACACCGAUGCGACGAGAGACGAGUACGUGAAGCGCGUCAACUGCAUCGUGAACCAAGUGAAUAAAGCAACCGGGAGCAAGACCCUGGGCCAGAAUUCUGUGGACGAGAGCUUCGCCGAUGUUGUUGGAAGCCACGCGGCAUACCUGGCCUACAAGAUGGCAGUGAAACACCCGGAGCAGAGCAAGAUCGCAGGGAUUUCGCACGACGAGGCCUUCUUUGCCAGCGGGUGCCUGCUUCUCUGCAGCGACAACAAGACUUACUACAGCUUGGGUGAAGGGUAUCCGCCUACCGAAGUACGCUGCCACGUUCCGUUCAUGAACAUGAAAGAGUUCGCUCAAGUGUUUAAUUGUCCACGAGGCAGCCCUAUGCGAAUACAGAACCGUUGCGUAUUAUUGACCGCUACGUGAAUGAACUCGAGCGCUCAGACGCCAUAAGGAGCAUUUGGACGCCAUCGUUGGUGUCGAGAACAAAUGCGAA